ACUUUCUAACCACUUUCUAACGCCCGUGCGUCAGGUGGUUCAUGGAGUGACGUCAUUUUUUGAUAAAUUGAGAAAAAGCAUUAAGGGAAAUUGGUAAUAUUCAUUCAUGUUCAUCUUCCUUCCGUCACUCGUGUUUACUGGUACUUAACGUGGUGUGACACAAAAGCGCCUUCAAACUCACACUGUGCAGCCUGGAAGGUGAGAGAAUCGUUCCGGGAUUUCUUGUGCUGAGCGCCUCAGCACAGACAGCUUCAGUGGACCUGCAACAAAAAGCGAUACAGCAAGUCGCGCCAGUGAUAGCCUACAUUUCAAAUCAACACAUCAUUAUUCAGUGGACGAUGGGAAGCGGUGGCAACACAUCGGACAUUCCGUACUAUUUCUCACAUUUGGCCAUGAUGAACAAUAGUGUUUUUUGUCGGAACUUCAGCGAUAACGUGAGUGUAGAGGCCAAAUGUGAGAGAACAGACAACCUAGCCAAAGACUCGACACCAGUGAUCAUCGCGAUUAUAAUCACGACUCUUUACUCUAUCGUGUGUGUGCUUGGUCUGGUGGGGAACGUACUCGUCAUGUAUGUCAUUAUCAGAUACACUAAAAUGAAAACCGCCACAAAUAUCUACAUCUUCAACCUGGCCUUGGCUGAUGCACUAGCCACCAGUACACUGCCCUUCCAGAGUGUCAACUUCCUGAUGGGGACUUGGCCGUUUGGAGACAUUCUGUGCAAGAUAGUGAUAUCCAUCGACUACUACAACAUGUUCACCAGUAUCUUCACAUUGACCACCAUGAGUAUUGACCGUUACAUUGCAGUGUGCCACCCCGUCAAGGCCUUAGACUUCCGCACUCCCCGUAACGCAAAGAUUGUCAACGUGUGCAACUGGAUCCUGUCCUCUGCCAUCGGUCUGCCUGUCAUGUUCACCGCCUUAACUACUGUAACUGAUAAUGGCAAGUAUGACAGAUUCAUCGACUGCACUUUGAUCUUCCCACACCCAUCCUGGUACUGGGAGAAUCUCCUGAAAAUCUGCGUCUUCAUCUUUGCCUUCAUCAUCCCGGUCCUCAUCAUUACCGUAUGCUACGGGCUAAUGAUCUUGCGCCUGAAGAGCGUGCGCAUGUUGUCCGGCUCCAAGGAGAAGGACCGCAACCUGCGGCGCAUCACCCGCAUGGUCCUGGUGGUGGUGGCCGUCUUCAUCAUCUGCUGGACGCCCAUCCACAUCUACGUCAUCAUCAAAGCCCUAAUCAACAUCCCCAACUCCCUGCUGCAGUCCGUCACCUGGCACUUCUGCAUCGCUCUGGGCUACACCAACAGCUGCCUGAAUCCCGUCCUCUACGCCUUCCUGGACGAGAACUUCAAGCGCUGCUUCCGCGAGUUCUGCAUCCCCCUGAGUCCCUCUGUGCUGGAGCUGCAGAAUUCUUCUCGUACCCGCCCCCACCAGCAGCACCAGCGCGAUCAGCACUCCAGCGCCAACAGGGUGGAGAGGUCCAAUCAACAGGUAUGACUAGGUAUGGAGAUGUUGUCUUUGGACUCACGCUACCAGCCUAACGAUGACAUGAGCUCGGAAGUCACCCAGGUAACCACAGUGCUCUGACACAAAGCUCUGACACAUGAUGCGCCAAGAUACUGAAGUGCUUCGUAGCACAAGCAUCGAUCGUACUGUCGCCUCUUUCUGGAGAGGCUGACGAGUAUUUGAAUGCAGAAUGACACUCCGCAUAAAGCUUGCUGUCAGGUAGCAUUAUUAAAAUGUUGAACAUUAGGCAGAACACUGAAAUUAAGACACAUCAACUAAUAUGUACACAGUAUCUUUGUAGACUGGUAUAUUGAACAUACUGUAAUAGGAUAAUGUUCUGUGGUCAACAUCAUUCACAAUUAGAAACUCUUGAUUGAGAGCACUUAUGUCAAGACACUAAUUCAAGAAGAUUGUUAUUUAAGGGUCAAGCGGCGAUUAAAAAAAAAACAAGGUGGCCACCCCACCACUUGUUUUGGUAAACAGCUGAGAGAUGGGACUGGAGGAAUGUAACCACUGUCAAAUAGACAGACAGAGCUAGACAGAGAUAGACAGAGCUAUGGAUGCAAGAACUGACCAUCCAUGAGAUCAAAAUGAUCUGUUUGUUUGUUUACAAUUACAUUAUUGUUUGCUUCCAGAGUCAAUGGCUUUAUAUUAUUAAUCUUAGUCAGAAAAUGGAUGUAGCCUAUCAAUCUGCUUUACAUCUACUGUAUGUAUAGCAGCUUUUAUAUACUGUAUGUUCUGUACUAAAUUGUUAUUUAUUAUAUGUGUAUAUGAUGUGCAAGUGGUUUGGGAACUGUCAAAUGAAUCAUUUAUAUUUUAUUUCCGUGUCAAAUCGGCAGUUGGCAACCCAUCCCUUACUGGAUUUACUGACACAUAAACAAACAUUACAAUGAUUCACAGUGAUUAUUCAGUGAUAAUUCUUCCAGUGUUCUGUGCAGUGUGCACUGCAUACAGAAUGAAAAAUGAAUAAUAGUAAAUAAGGUUAUUCAAGCAAUAAUAAUAACAACCCUAGAGCUGUAAAAAAUAAUACAAAUGAAUUCCAAAAGAAAUACAGCAAAUGGCAUUUAAACCCGGUCUGGCACAAAGAGAAGAUUUAAAUCUAAUCUCAUUUUAUUUGUCACAUGCACCAAAUUCAACAGGUGUUCACCUUACUGUGAAAUGCUUACUUACAAGCCCUUCUAUUGUGAGUGAUAUACACAAUCUAUAUACAUAUGUGCACUUUGAAUUUCAUUCUGUCACCCUUUUUCUUUUAUUCCAAGCUUUAUAAAACAAAAUCUGCAAACAGAAAUACACAACAGACAAAAAACUAUUUCAGUUUCUCUUCAUCGCUCAGCCACAUAAUGCCAGGGUAGAUCUGGUGGAAUUUCUGAAAGCGUAUAUCGUGGUAGAAAGGACAAUAGAGGAUAAAAUGAAUUGAGUUCUCUCUUCGAGGUCACAUAGUGUUUCUGCUUCCAUUUCACCACAAACCGACCUGUUUCAAUACACAGAGACAAUAUCCCUGAUCUUACCUGUUUCAAUACGCAGAGACAAUAUCUCUGAUCUUACCUGUUUCAAUACACAGAGACAAUAUCCCUGAUCUUACCUGUUUCAAUACGCAGAGGCAAUUUCCCUGAUCUAACCUGUUUCAAUACACAGGCAAUUUCCCUGAUCUUACCUGUUUCAAUACACAGAAGCAAUUUCCCUGAUCUUACCUGUUUCAAUACACAGAAGCAAUUUCCCUGAUCUUACCUGUUUCAAUACGCAGAGGCAAUAUCCCUGAUCUUACAUGUGCACAUAGCGAUCACUUGCUUUUAUGUAGGUUGUACAUAAUAUAUAUAUCUCACACACAAAGUCAGCCUUAAUCAAACAAAAGGUUCUCAAUUUGGGUUUAUGAUUAAUCUCCACCCAUUUGUUUUAAUAUUGCAUUGUCAGUUGUUUUUUAAUCGCGUCUAUGGCUCCUUUAAUUUUGUUUUCGUUCAAAUGUUCACAGACCGGGCACAAUGGUGUCAAGUUACCAAUCGUUUUUCCACCAUUCAUUUUUCCCAUAGUGGAUUUUAGAAACACUUAAAAUAAGAGCUGUGUUUCAUGUAGGCUCACCCUGGCAUGAUGUUUUGAUAACCAUGUAAAUCUCUAGGACAAGGAUACUUUUAUCAAUAUAUUUUCUGGUAUUUACCCCCCAAAAGUGAAAUGCUAAUUAGCUGCUAAUGUGGCUAUCCUAAAAAAACUACAAAUGCCAUGAUGAUCUGGACGAGCCUGCCGAAUUGAGGCAAAGGUAACCAUGAACCAUGUCUAGAUUAACUAUCUAAUGUUAGCUACAUUUUGUAAUUAAUAAAUUGUCUAAAUUUCUGUAAAUUGACAAGUCUGUGAACUCUUGUGCAAGUUUUAAAUUGACAUAAUACCUGUUAGCAAAGGUGUUAGCUAGAGUUGACUUGCAGGAGCUUGCUGAGAUUUGUAGUUUUGCAUGAUGUCUACUGAGAGUAAAUAGAGGCAAAUAUAUUGAUAAAAGUCACAUUGUCCUAGAGAGAUUUACAUGGGUAUCAAAACAUUACGCCAACCAACAUUGCAGUUGGCUGGACCUCUCUAAUUUCCCGUAGAUCACUUCAUUUCUCCCUUUUUGAUUCAUUUCUCCCUUUUUGAUUCACUUCUCCCUUUUUGAACUUCCAACAUAUCUCACUUCUCUGUUUUGUAUUUUUUAUUUAACUAGGCAAGUCAGAUAAGAACACAUUCCUAUUUACAAUGACAGCCUACACCGGCCAAACCCUAACCAGGAUGACACUGUGCUCCGCCCUAUGUUUAAGUAGAAAAACAAGAGGCACCAAAAACGCUCACAGGGUUGGUUAACUCCCUUGUCCCUUGUGUCUCUACCAACCUCAGUAAAUUAGCCCUUAGUUCUAAUGCCGCUCAUGUUUGGAAUAAUUUACAAUCCUCAUUACAUCUUGAAUCCCUGCCAACAGGGCAGUUUAGAACGCUGAUGUGGAACAUUCUCUGAGUGUUUGGGUUGAUUGUAAUGAUUUAUUUGUGUUGAUGAAAUGUAUAUGUUGUGUCUUGUAUUUUCAUUUUUUGCUGUUUUAUUGAAUUAUGUUGAUUUGUGAAUUAUUUGUUCUCAGGGCACUAUUAUGAAUGAGACCCUGGCCUCAAUUGGGAUCCCCUGAAUAAGUAAAAGUGAAGUGAAAAUAAAUAAAUACAUAUUGCCUUUACUGUAGCAGUGCAGAAUAUCAAAACUGAAAAGGGAUUUAAAAAAAUGAUUACAUUUAGUUAUAUCCAGAUAUUGUAUUCAAUACUUUUUUGUCAUUUUUAACUUGGCAGAUGACUUGCCCACAUCCAGAAUGUGCCAUCAACAUGAUAAUGAUGCUGAUAUAUUACAGUGCUUGCAGGUUUACAGAGACAAAGUCCUAACCAUUGGAUUGUGGCAGGCCUGGGUUCAAAUGCAUGCUUAAUUAAGUAUUUCUAUUUUAAAUACUAAUUUUCUGUGUAUUUGAGUAUUUUCAAAUAAUGUGCCCGAAUCAACUACUUAUAUUUGAUGUAGUAGAAAAGACUUGUAUUUCCAAAGAAAAAAUAUCAAAAUACUUACUUUGAAAUAAAUGUGAAAGUAAUUGAAAUCACUUAAAUAGUAUUUGAACCCAGGUCUAGGGUGUGGCGGUUCAUUCCAAACUCUAUGUACUUGCUUGAUAUAUUUCUAUAUUAUAUACAUUUUUUUAGGUCAAUCCAUUCAAUGAUUUUAAAAAGCAUGUGUAGAUAGGGAUGCCAUUAGGCUUUGUCAGAUGUAUAUUAUGGUCGUAUUCUGCCUGUGUCGCUUUUCAGGGACAUACAAUAGUCUAUCAUGUAACAUUUUAUUGUAAAAGUGUCAUUUUUCUGUAUUAACAAUUUUGCAAUUACAGGUGCUUUGACAAAAUCCCUGAAUUGUCUUAAAAUGUAAUGUUACCACGGUGAACGUACUUGCGUGUACUUUCUAAAUUAUUGUUGUAAAUUUGAAACUGGGUAUGUGAUUUUGAUUCAAAAUAUCUAAGAUGGACAGUAUAUCAAAUUACUCAUAUUUUCAUGCCAAAUUUAGAAAUGUGCAUGUUAAUGAGAAAAUGUGUUUUUUCUAAAUAUACUUAAAUUCUGAAUUUUGUCAUAUCAUGAAUGUUUUUUAUAAGCACUCAAAUAAACCAUUAUCUAUCAAAAUCUGUAAAAAGUAUUAGUCCAACAUGGUCAUGUUCAAUAAAUCUGCACACCUUCCCUCUCUAUAAUGCAGCAAAAAAAAGGUUUUGGUUGAGAUGCACUGCAUCAAACACUUUAGAUCUCAUAUGAAUGACAAAUCAGUUUUCCCCAUCCAAUCUACUUAUCAUGUCAAAGCUGUCAAAGCAUUUGACAUUGUGGCUUGGUAUCACAUUCAGUAUCAACAGGGGUGUUACAGCCAACAAGCCAAUGUGUCAUGCGUAUUUUAUGCGUAAAGGACAUCAUUUGAAAAUGUGUUUUGUUAGGUAACGAUGAAUGAUGCAGAGUAAAUCAUUUUUGUUUGUUAAUUUAACCUUUAU
Oncorhynchus kisutch (coho salmon) is the source of this 5995-nucleotide messenger RNA. RefSeq names its product delta-type opioid receptor. NCBI's taxonomy places the organism in Eukaryota, Metazoa, Chordata, Actinopteri, Salmoniformes, Salmonidae. Gene Ontology annotation, biological process: sensory perception of pain; G protein-coupled opioid receptor signaling pathway; neuropeptide signaling pathway. The coding region runs from base 339 to 1490 and encodes 383 amino acids. Gene Ontology annotation, cellular component: neuron projection; plasma membrane. Gene Ontology annotation, molecular function: neuropeptide binding; morphine receptor activity; G-protein alpha-subunit binding. The transcript is spliced from 3 exons. The record is from RefSeq and is a predicted model, not a curated record.